GUAGUCUUAAAAAGUGCUAAAUAGUUAUUUUGCACGGAUCUUCACUUGACAAGGUCAUCUUAACAAGUGCUAAAUAGUUAUUUUGCACAUAUCUUCAUCAAAAGUGCUAAAUAGUUAUUUUGCACAGAUCUUCACACGACAAGGUCAUCUUAAAAAGUGCUAAAUAGUUAUUUUGCACGGAUCUUCACACGACAAGGUCAUCUUAAAAAGUGCUAAAUAGUUAUUUUGCACGGAUCUUCACACGACAAGGUCAUCUUAAAAAGUGCUUUAAACACUAUUGUUGGUAUUUUUAUUGAUUUUUAAAUGGGUAACGUGUGGUCCCCGGUUGUUGAGAGUAGCACAAUCUCUAUUUUGCCGGAGCUCAGUUUUGAGAGCUUUGGCCCGAGGCACAGAGACUUUGGGUCUCAACUCAGUUUGCCCUCGGUGCUGUUGAGCCCAAAUGAGCCCAUCACAAGGCCCAGCAGUGCGCCCAGUAAUUUGGGUUAUCAAAGGGGCAGAGACUUUAAGUUGGAGAGCCCUGGAGAACGGCACAGAGACUUUGGGUCUCGUCUGAGUCUGCCCUCCAUUUUGUUGAGACCCAAAAAGGUGCUCAGAGGCUUUAGGAGUGUGCCAAGCGAUUUGGCCUAUGAGUUUAAUCCCUGGCCUCAGAUCGUUGACGAUGCACAUCAGAUCAUUGAUGCACCCGUUGAUGCACAUCAGAUCAUUGAUGCACCCGUUGAUGCACCUCAGAUCCUUGAUGCACCUGUUGAUGCACCUCAGAUCCUUGAUGCACCUGUUGAUGCACCUCAGAUCCUUGAUGCACCUGUUGAUGCACCUCAGAUCCUUGAUGCACCCGUUGAUGCACCUCAGAUCCUUGAUGCACCCGUUGAUGCACCACCAGCUCAUAAAUGGGAUGAACUGAGCUGUUAUCUUCUGGUGACACAGUUGAUAUUGAGUAUUGUGAAAGACUCAGUAACGAGAAUUUCCCCGGAGGACAUGGAAGUCAUGACUAGGACCUUGUACCAGAAGCUCUGGGUGGACAUGCAAACAAUUAACAUUGCUGUCCAACCUAAAUCUCACCACAUUGAAAAGAUUGCCAGGGCCGUGCACAAGGACCUGUGCACGUUGAUGGGGGAUGCAGAGUGGGUGCAGAGGUAUCUGCUGUUGAAGAAAGAGGAAUUUGACCAGCUUGUGAUUCAGACCCUAAAAACAUAUCUGGUGAAAGCAAAGAGCAGCUGUCUCAAAAGGUUUUUUAGAGCUGUGGUCAAGCCGUUUACCUGCUGCUGCAGAUCCGCCCGCCAGUACUAGUCCCUGGUCCUCAGGACAGGUCUCAAAGGACCACACAGGUAUGUGGCCUCGCAGUAACGAUAGGUCCGGCACCUCUUUGCUGUGAGGGGAAUGGCAUCUUUAAAGUACGCCGAUAUUGUAAGCUUUUAAAGUUGAACAAGUUUAAGCGGAUUUGAAGAUUUUCUCCAUAGGAUCCCAUUCAAAAUAUUAAUCCUAAUUAUCAUAAAUAAUUAAGGUAAAAGGAGCUUUAGACUCCUCAGGGACUUGAGGUCUCAAAGGACCACACAGGUAUGUGGCCUCGCAGUAACGAUAGGUCCGGCACCUCUUUGCUGUGAGGGGAAUGGCAUCUUUAAAGUACGCCGAUAUUGUAAGCUUUUAAAGUUGAACAAGUUUAAGCGGAUUUGAAGAUUUUCUCCAUAGGAUCCCAUUCAAAAUAUUAAUCCUAAUUAUCAUAAAUAAUUAAGGUAAAAGGAGCUUUAGACUCCUCAGGGACUUGAGGUCUCAAAGGACCACACAGGUAUGUGGCCUCGCAGUAACGAUAGGUCCGGCACCUCUUUGCUGUGAGGGGAAUGGCAUCUUUAAAGUACGCCGAUAUUGCAAGCUUUUAAAGUUGAACAAGUUUAAGCGGAUUUGAAGAUUUUCUCCAUAGGAUCCCAUUCAAAAUAUUAAUCCUAAUUAUCAUAAAUAAUUAAGGUAAAAGGAGCUUUAGACUCCUCAGGGACUUGAGGUCUCAAAGGACCACACAGGUAUGUGGCCUCGCAGUAACGAUAGGUCCGGCACCUCUUUGCUGUGAGGGGAAUGGCAUCUUUAAAGUACGCCGAUAUUGCAAGCUUUUAAAGUUGAACAAGUUUAAGCGGAUUUGAAGAUUUUCUCCAUAGGAUCCCAUUCAAAAUAUUAAUCCUAAUUAUCAUAAAUAAUUAAGGUAAAAGGAGCUUUAGACUCCUCAGGGACUUGAGGUCUCAAAGGACCACACAGGUAUGUGGCCUCGCAGUAACGAUAGGUCCGGCACCUCUUUGCUGUGAGGGGAAUGGCAUCUUUAAAGUACGCCGAUAUUGUAAGCUUUUAAAGUUGAACAAGUUUAAGCGGAUUUGAAGAUUUUCUCCAUAGGAUCCCAUUCAAAAUAUUAAUCCUAAUUAUCAUAAAUAAUUAAGGUAAAAGGAGCUUUAGACUCCUCAGGGACUUGAGGUCUCAAAGGACCACACAGGUAUGUGGCCUCGCAGUAACGAUAGGUCCGGCACCUCUUUGCUGUGAGGGGAAUGGCAUCUUUAAAGUACGCCGAUAUUGCAAGCUUUUAAAGUUGAACAAGUUUAAGCGGAUUUGAAGAUUUUCUCCAUAGGAUCCCAUUCAAAAUAUUAAUCCUAAUUAUCAUAAAUAAUUAAGGUAAAAGGAGCUUUAGACUCCUCAGGGACUUGAGGUCUCAAAGGACCACACAGGUAUGUGGCCUCGCAGUAACGAUAGGUCCGGCACCUCUUUGCUGUGAGGGGAAUGGCAUCUUUAAAGUACGCCGAUAUUGUAAGCUUUUAAAGUUGAACAAGUUUAAGCGGAUUUGAAGAUUUUCUCCAUAGGAUCCCAUUCAAAAUAUUAAUCCUAAUUAUCAUAAAUAAUUAAGGUAAAAGGAGCUUUAGACUCCUCAGGGACUUGAGGUCUCAAAGGACCACACAGGUAUGUGGCCUCGCAGUAACGAUAGGUCCGGCACCUCUUUGCUGUGAGGGGAAUGGCAU
This is a messenger RNA of Cyclopterus lumpus (lumpfish), 2987 nucleotides long. RefSeq lists its product as uncharacterized. Bases 304 to 1287 code for a protein of 327 amino acids. The record is from RefSeq and is a predicted model, not a curated record. Lineage: Eukaryota; Metazoa; Chordata; Actinopteri; Perciformes; Cyclopteridae. The transcript has 2 exons.